Scleropages formosus (Asian bonytongue) is the source of this 1227-nucleotide messenger RNA. RefSeq names its product indoleamine 2,3-dioxygenase 2-like. The record is from RefSeq and is a predicted model, not a curated record. Gene Ontology annotation, biological process: 'de novo' NAD+ biosynthetic process from L-tryptophan. Gene Ontology annotation, molecular function: L-tryptophan 2,3-dioxygenase activity; indoleamine 2,3-dioxygenase activity; metal ion binding. Gene Ontology annotation, cellular component: cytoplasm. The transcript has 10 exons. NCBI's taxonomy places the organism in Eukaryota, Metazoa, Chordata, Actinopteri, Osteoglossiformes, Osteoglossidae. Bases 1 to 1227 code for a protein of 408 amino acids.
AUGGAGGACAUAAAGACAUCUGACACUGCUGCAACCCACAUUGACCUGGAGUCUUUCGGGGUAUCAAAGGAGCUGGGCUUUGUCCUGGAAAAUCCACUGACAGAUCUCCCAGAAUACUACAGGCCAUGGAUGGCUUUGGCUGCAGAAGUCACCCAUCUGAUUGAAGCACACCAGCUCCGAGACAGAGUGAAAGAGAUGCCCCUGCUGAGCACACAGUACCUGAGGAGCCACCGUGAGCAGAGGUUGGCACACUUAGCACUGGGUUUUAUCACCAUGGGCUACGUGUGGCAGGAGGGACAGGACCAGCCAGCCAAGGUGCUUCCAAAGCAGCUGGCUGUACCCUACUGCACUGUGUCGGAUCUACUAGGCCUGCCACCCAUCCUGGUUUAUGCUGACUGUGUGCUAGCCAACUGGAAGCUGAAGGACCCCAGCAAACCCAUGGAAAUAGGGAACUUGGACACGGUGUUUACGUUUCCUGGGGGAGAGAGCUGCAAAGGUUUUCUUCUGGUCUCUCUUUUGGUGGAAAAGGCAGCCAGCACAGGACUGAAGGGUGUCGCGAUGGCAUUGAAUUCCAUGCGGACCCAUGACACUGACCGUUUGCAUGAAGCACUUGUGAUGGUGACUCAGUCGCUGAGGAGGAUGAAGGAAUGCUUUCAGCUCAUGCAUGGACAUGUGGAUCCCACUUCCUUCCAUGGAAUAUUGCGCAUCUUUUUCUCGGGGUGGAAGAACAACCCCAUGCUGCCUGACGGUCUGAGGUAUGAAGGGGUUUUCCAGGAGCCUCUCCAGCUCUCAGGGGGCAGCGCGGCCCAGAGUUCGGCCAUCCAGUGUUUUGACGCGCUGCUCGGAGUUAUGCAAACUGAUGCUUCUGCUGGUGCUUUCCUGAAGCACAUGCACGACUACAUGCCACCGGCCCACCGAGCACUGAUCCAGACCAUCUCAUCCCGCCCAACAAUGCGCUCCUAUGUGCUCUCGGCAUCAGACAGCCAUCUCUUCCAGACCUACAACACCUGUGUGUCCCACAUGGUGGACCUGCGUGACUACCACCUCAACACCGUGGCCCGCUACAUCAUUGUGCCUGGGAAUCGGGCUCGAGCCACAGCUGCUGGAUGCCCCUUACGGGGGGCUUGCCCUGCCCUGGACGAGAGGGGUACAGGGGGGUCGAAUCCCCUGGUCUUUCUGAAGGCUGUCAGAGACUCCACACGCAGCGCCCUCAUCAAUAAAGCCUGA